GAAAAGCAAGGCCCCAGAACGGAAGUAGCGGGAACUCGGAGGCGGCCGGAACGGGGACCAGUGAGAACGCGGGACUAGCCGGAGCCCGGAAGUGCGGACUAACUCUGCGGUCGUUCCGGAAGCUCAGGUCUCAGCAUGGCUUUGGGAGGAAAGGCACCCAAGAGGAAGAAGGGCCAGGAGCGGAGACAGAGCCCUGAAGAUGGCGUGGGGGACGCGGCCGCCGACUACCAGGUGGGACAGGUCGCCGACAGCCUGCGGGGCGGCCAGAGACUUUCCGAAGGCGCGACGGGGAGGCUGGCCGCUCUCUUCAGCGCCGCGGAGUCACAGGCUGCACCCGUGUUUGUGCCUGUGCCCCAGGAAACUCCUAAGAAAAGAAAACCCGAUGCUGAAGAAGAAAGUACGUCCCAGAUUAAAAGGCCACCUGUGCCAACCCCUGCCAAAAGGAUGAAAGUGAAGAAACUCUCUGAUGCAGAGGAGAGGCUGGCAAGCAGGGAGAGUGCCCUAGCAAGUGCUGACCUAGAAGAAGAGCUUCAUCAAGGGCAGGAAAGGAGAAAGUCUCAAUCUCGUGGUAAAGCAGCAGGUGGAGAAACACUUGGUGUGGCCCUCAGCCACGAUGGAGACCAAAGAAGAAAAAUCCCACUCAACCCUGAAGAAGAGCGGUUGAAAAACGAGAGGACUGUGUUUGUCGGCAACUUGCCUGUCACAUGUAAUAAGAAGAAGCUGAAGUCAUUCUUUAAAGAGUAUGGACAGAUAGAAUCCGUACGAUUUCGUUCUGUGAUGCCAGCAGAGGGAACACUAACCAAAAAGUUGGCUGCAAUAAAACGUAAAUUUCACCCUGACCAGAAAAGCAUCAAUGCGUACGUAGUGUUCAAGGAAGAGAAUGCUGCUGCAAAGGCGCUGCAGAGAAACGGGGCCGAGAUUGCAGAAGGAUUUCGUAUUCGAGUUGAUCUCGCAUCUGAAACCACCUCUAGGGACAAGAGAUCGGUGUUUGUGGGGAAUCUUCCUUACAAAAUUGAAGAUGCUGCUUUGGAGAAACACUUUCUGGACUGUGGGAGCAUUGUGGCAGUGCGGAUCUUGAGAAACCCACUCACAGGCGUUGGCAGAGGGUUUGGCUAUGUGCUCUUUGAGAAUACAGAUGCUGUUCAUCUUGCUUUGAAGUUAAAUAAUUCUGAGCUAAUGGGAAGAAAAUUGAGAGUCAUGCGUUCUGUUAAUAAAGAAAAGCUAAAACAACCGAGUUCAAACCCAAACUUGAAGAAUGCCAGUAAACCUAAGCAAAAAGUUACUUUUUCUUCCAAAAAUGCAGGGUGUUCCAAAAAUGCAUUUAUUGGAGAAAAGGCAGUUCUUACGAAAAAGAAGAAAGGACAAAAGAAAAAAGUAAAAGCAAAGAAACCAAAAAAUCAGCAGUAAAGACAGAAGCUGCUUCCUUCGUUUCUAUGCUGAACACUUGGAAUGAGUGUCCGGGUUUUUUUUACGAAUUGUGUGGAAAAUGUGGAGACUCACACAGUGGUGUUUUGUACUCAUAUGUAAGGCUUUUUUUUUUUUUUUAAGCAUUAUUCUUAGAUAUGAAUUUACAGAAAAUAAUAAACAUUAAUACUGGUUACUGUGGGAACGCCGAUUCCAGAUGUGGCUGUGAAAGCCCAAGACAGACUGUGAGCUGUCAGUAAUAGACGCCCAUCUCUUCCUAUCUCGUUCCAGCCAUCUCAGAAUUGCUAACCAACAAGAACACCCAGAAGUGUGACUGACUUCUAGGCCAUGGCCAGCAACUAACGUGGUUGGUUAUUAAUGUCCUUGAUAGGCUGGCUAUAAAGCUGGUUUCACAGGGGUCACUCGGAAUGAAAUGGCUGUCCCAGAAAGUUUAAAGACAUUUCCCAAUGAAUUAUGGUAAUUGAAUCACAGAUUUUAAAGGUGAACGAUAGGACAACACGGGCUGCACCCUCUAGGGGCUUGGCCUGGUUACAGCAAUGAUGCAGAUGUCACCAAGCCAAGGCUGGGUCCAGGAUGGAGAACUGUGGGGAGGUAUAAGCCAAGGUGGCUGUCUACAGAAAACACACUCUGUCACUUAGGUAGACACUCGUUUAGUUUUCAGAAUUCUGUCUUUGGACAGUGCCAUGUAGAAAACCUAAUGGGGUGUCAGAACAUAGCUCUAGAGGCUGGGGAGAUGGCUUCUUGGUUAAGAGCAUGCACUGCUCACGCUUCCAGAGAACCUGAGUUCAAUUCCUAGCACCCACCUCAAGUAGUUCACAACUGCAUAUAACUGUGCACAGACAUACACAUACAGUUAAAAGUGUAGUUCUUAGGGAAAGCUCCAUUUCCUGUGGCCAAGUCUGGAUAGUUUAUGCUUUGUUUCCCUUACCGUGCUCACAACCCUUUCAGUUAAAUCUCAGCAAUGUUACUUGAUCAUUUUAAGCAUUCUGCCUAAAUUAUAUAAAGAUAGAUUGUGUGUUCAUAUAUGAUCUGUGUGCAUACAUGCAUACUUUGACUCCCGUGAGUGAACAGCUUAAAGCAUAGUAGAUAUUGUAUAUACAUAUAUUGUAGAGGACUGGCCUCGACAAAAAUACCUCUUGCCAGGGUAGGGGCGUGGGAAUUGAAGAAAUGUAAGUAAAGAAUAUGAAGAUGCAUAAGAAUAAUAAGACAGGGCUGGAGAGAUGGCUCAUUGGUUAAGAGCAUUGCCUGCUCUUCCAGAGGUCCUGAGUUCAGUUCCCAGCGACCACAUGGUGGCUCACAACCAUCUGUAAAGAGGUCUGGCGCCUUCUUCUGGCCUUCAGGCAGACAGACAGAAUAUUGUAUACAUAAUAACUAAAUAAAUAUUUAAAAAAAAAAUAAGACAGAAAACAAAGUGUUGGGAGGGCAUUCCAGUGACUGAAAUCCUCUGUGUUUAUUUUUUCACAGUUUGUAUACCCAACAUAAAUGGGGGUGAGGGAAGCAGAUAACAAAGGACUUUAUUAACCUGAUACAAAGGAUGACUCACACAGCCAAUGGCUUUAUCACUCUGAGACAUCCAGUCAUUAGCAUUCUGUUGUCUAGGUAGCAAAGGUGCUCUAGAUCACAUGCUGACAAUUACCUUUCCUCAGCAGUUUCUUUCUUAGUUGCAAAGAAGGAGCAGAAAGUAGACUUGCAAAUCCUGACCACCUGUCAGGGUGGCAUGGAGCUAUCUUAAUUUCAAGAGAACCAAGCAAUCACAUCCUGAGUUAGGACAGACAACUAUGGCCUGUCGAUCUCCAGACUCUGACGGUCAGACAAGGUGGAAAUGGGCCUGCAUCAUGUGGACGUAGGUGGAUGCGUGCACAGCUUACACAGAGCUCUGAGAACUCGAGCUCUCUUCCACAGCGUGCACUUCUAUUCACAGCCAGCUCACAGGCCCAGAUGUUUCGGAAUUUGUUAAUGUGUACUUGCUGAACUCUCCUUUCACAAACAGAAUAUGUGUGUGGUACUUACUGUUUAAAACAUGAAAAAAAAAGGAUUUUGUAGAACAUUUUCCGUAGACGCUCUGUAACCUUUCAACUUGGACAAAUACUUGCCUUGUUAUAUCUGGGUAAAUACUUACAGCCACAGGACUAUGAGUGGCCAACAGUGGUUAGAAGUUGGUUUUUAGUUAUAAUAAAAAUACUGGAUGGGGGCUGGAGAGAUGGCUCAGUGGCUAAGAGCACUGACUGCUCUUCCAAAGGUCCUGAGUUCAAUUCACAGCAACCACAUGGUGGCUUACAACCAUCUGUAAUGAGGUCUGGUGCCCUCUUCUGGCUUUCAGGCAUGCACGCAGAAAGAAUAUUGUAUACAUAAUAAAUAAGUUUAAAAACAUA
Molecule: messenger RNA, 3797 nt
Organism: Alexandromys fortis (reed vole)
Lineage: Eukaryota; Metazoa; Chordata; Mammalia; Rodentia; Cricetidae
Gene: Rbm34
Product: RNA binding motif protein 34
Exons: 11
Coding region: 136-1407 (423 amino acids)
Molecular function (GO): RNA binding
Source: RefSeq, a predicted model, not a curated record